AUGGCUUCCCUCUCCUCUCCCACCGCCGCCGCCCGCCGGCAAGAUUCCCCCCUCCUACCCUUCGUCGGCCUCCGUCGAUCACCUUCCGAUAACUGCAUGCCGACGUCCCGAAAUGCCGUUUCCUCCCGUCGCCGCCUGCAGAUCUGCGCCGCCAAGUCCAGCCCCCGCCUCCCCGGCCGCCCCCUCCGCGUGGCGGUGGUGGGAGGCGGCCCGGCUGGCGGUGCCGCCGCCGAGAGCCUCGCCAAGGGCGGCGUGGAAACGAUCCUCAUCGAGCGCAAGCUCGACAACUGCAAGCCCUGCGGCGGCGCGAUCCCCCUCUGCAUGGUGGAAGAAUUCGACCUCCCCCUCGAGCUGAUCGACCGGCGAGUCACCAAGAUGAAGAUGAUCUCCCCCUCCAACGUCGCCGUCGACAUCGGCCGCACCCUCAAGCCCCACGAGUUCAUCGGCAUGGUCCGCCGCGAGGUCCUCGACGCCUACCUCCGCGACCGCGCCGCCGAAGCCGGCGCCCAAGUCAUCAAUGGCCUCUUCCUCCACCUCGACCCGCCGGAGUCCGGCGAGGGGCCCUACCGCCUGCACUACAACCUCUACGACAGGGGCAGACCCUCCGCCGCCGGCGAUCGCCAGACAGUCGAGGUCGACGCCGUCGUCGGCGCCGACGGCGCCAACUCCCGCGUCGCCAAGUCCAUCGGCGCCGGCGACUACGACUACGCCAUCGCAUUCCAGGAAAGAGUGAAGAUACCGGAGGAGAAGAUGAAGUACUACGAGGAGAGGGCGGAGAUGUACGUCGGGGACGACGUUUCGCCGGACUUCUAUGGGUGGGUGUUCCCCAAGUGCGACCAUGUGGCGGUGGGGACAGGGACGGUAACGCAUAAGGGGGAGAUCAAGCGGUUCCAAGCAGCGACAAGGCUGCGGGCAAGGGACAAGAUCGAGGGUGGGAAGAUCAUCCGGGUGGAGGCACACCCAAUCCCGGAGCACCCGCGGCCUCGCAGGGUGUUGGGACGAGUGGCACUCAUCGGCGAUGCAGCUGGGUAUGUGACCAAGUGCUCCGGCGAGGGGAUCUACUUCGCUGCAAAGAGUGGGAGGAUGUGCGCCGAAGCCAUAGUGGCAGGCUCAGAAAGUGGCACCCGGAUGAUUGACGAGAGCGACUUGAGGAAGUACCUGAAGAAAUUUGAUCAGAUGUAUUGGCCAACUUACAAGGUCCUGGACGUGCUGCAGAAGGUCUUCUACCGCUCCAACUCGGCGAGGGAGGCCUUUGUGGAGAUGUGUGCAGACGAAUAUGUGCAAAAGAUGACAUUCGACAGCUACUUGUACAAGAGGGUCGUGCCUGGGAACCCCAUGGAGGAUCUUAAGCUUGCAGUGAACACAAUUGGAAGCCUGGUGAGGGCCAGUGCAUUGAAGAGAGAGAUGAACAAGAUCACCUUGUAAGCUCGAUCGACAUAAGAAAUGAGGUUACUUUAAUCAUACCAAGGUAGCUUUGCCAAGUCAAGUUAGGGAUGAUUCCGGCGUAUCGUAUCGGCAUUGGCUAGCUGGAAAGACACAGCAUUCUUGUAGUACUUUUCGAAAUGCUUAAUUUGUUUACUGGCAUUGAAGGUGCGAAGUGGUUUUAGUGUUACUGUAACUUCAAUCCCUUGUAACAUAAGGUUACACUCGAUUGAUUCUUAUUCAUCUCUUGGGCAAAUUGAGGUGCUUUUAUCUCUA
Molecule: messenger RNA, 1698 nt
Organism: Phoenix dactylifera (date palm)
Lineage: Eukaryota; Viridiplantae; Streptophyta; Magnoliopsida; Arecales; Arecaceae
Product: Pyridine nucleotide-disulfide oxidoreductase family protein
Biological process (GO): photosynthesis; chlorophyll biosynthetic process
Cellular component (GO): chloroplast thylakoid membrane
Molecular function (GO): FAD binding; oxidoreductase activity, acting on the CH-CH group of donors, NAD or NADP as acceptor
Source: RefSeq, a predicted model, not a curated record